Molecule: messenger RNA, 1428 nt
Organism: Babesia ovata
Lineage: Eukaryota; Apicomplexa; Aconoidasida; Piroplasmida; Babesiidae
Product: transcription initiation factor
Exons: 1
Coding region: 1-1428 (475 amino acids)
Source: RefSeq, a predicted model, not a curated record
AUGAGAGCGUUCGUCAGUCGCCUAUUCUCGAGGUCACAGUCCACUGAGCCGCAGGAUAAUGCCGCCGAACAGCGUGCAGAAGAUGCUGCCGCACCAGAACAGGCGCCGCUGCUGGAGGCUGGACCCAGUCGGCAACACACUGGUGACCUGCGCCAGCGCGGCACCCCUGCGGAAGCGGACACGCGCUACGACUACGUGCAGCUGGACGACACUACCAGCAGCAGCGACACCGAUGAGGGUAGUGACACCAUGAACGACAUAUACAACCUCGGGGUCACCGAUCGCCAGGACAAGGCGGCGCUCUACGGCCGCAUGAUGCACUACUACGCGGAGAAGACGGGCACGGUGCCUCCGAUGAGAAGUAAAUCCGUGCUCUGGUACAUGUUGGCGAUACUGAUAUCGAAUCCGAUCAUCGGUCUGUACACCAUGACUCACUUCAAGGACUGGGACAAGUGGAUCACCAAACGUGCCGCCUCAGGGGAGCUGCAAAUAAACGCCUUCCACAAGGAGUACCCGAUCGUUAAUCCCACGACAACUCAGAAUAUAUUCCGCGCAUCGAAACCGAACAAAAUAGGCGCGUUGGCAGAGGAUGGGGCUAUCAUCACCGACGAUGGCCUGGAGCGAUUGUCGCUGGUGGCCAAACACCUCUCCGGUGAGAUUACAUGGUACGCAUGGUACGAGGUGUUUGGCGAGCUACUGUUUGCGUUGUUCAGUUUGGCGUUGCUGUGCGCGAGCGGCAUCUGCUGCGCCAACGGUAGACAGCGUGCACAGUACAUGAUCCCGAUGAUCGGUCUGAUGUACACCGCCAUAUACAAGGUGCUCGCCAUGUACAUCCUGAUCAUCAGUUUCAAGAUUCUGCACUUCUAUGUCGUUGCGGCGUUCCCCAAGUACGGGGAGAUAGUGCCGGCGGUCAUCCUACGCAUGCUCGCCAUCCCCGGCACGGACCCGACAGACCCGAUGCAGCGCGAGGCCAUGUCGUACCUGCUCGCGCUGGACACCUGCGCUCACCGAUGGGUGCUCGUCUACUGCCUCGAGAACGUGUACAUCACCAUUACGGACUCCGUGGAGACCAUACAGGCGCUAAGCAGGAUACUCAUGCGCACCGUCAAGAAGCUGGUGCGGAAACUGAAGAGGCAACAGGACCUCGUAUACUUCACCAUGAACCCCAUGGUUGAGGCGCAGGCGAGCGUCUCGCGGGUAUCGAAAAGUUCGUGCUCCUACCUGCUGCUGGACAGCCUCCUCAACAGGACCGCCGACCCACAGGAGGCGUACAUACACGACAUGUACAACAAACCCGGCCCCGACGUAGGCACGUACCUGGACAACAUCAAGGUGGAGCAGUACCAGGACGGAAUCGCACGAAUUGGCCCCAAGCUCAUGAGCCAACUACGCAACAGUGACAAACGCGUCAUGGAGGCAACACCUUAA